Molecule: messenger RNA, 5677 nt
Organism: Ylistrum balloti
Lineage: Eukaryota; Metazoa; Mollusca; Bivalvia; Pectinida; Pectinidae
Product: autophagy-related protein 13-like
Exons: 5
Coding region: 284-1702 (472 amino acids)
Biological process (GO): piecemeal microautophagy of the nucleus; mitophagy; autophagosome assembly
Cellular component (GO): extrinsic component of membrane; phagophore assembly site; Atg1/ULK1 kinase complex
Source: RefSeq, a predicted model, not a curated record
UGGAUUCACCGUCAUCUGGUCAUUAAUUGCUGUGACAACGAUAUAAAGAAAACAGAAUUAUCCUAUGAAAUGGAUUUAUUUCAUUGUGCAUGAUAUUAUUUCGAUGUCUUAGUUGAAAUAAUUGUCGAAGCUCACAGUGGCAUUUUAAUAUUUGUCGCUAACAAUGAAAUCAAGCUACUUAACUAGAAAAUGGAAAAAAUAUCUGUGGUAAAUUGACUGAUUUUCCGUAAUUCAUUUAGUGAUAGAAAUACGGCUGGUGGAUAAUUAGAAAUAACACACUAUAAUGUCGAGUAGACUUAAUGCACAAGAUAAGAAAGACUUGGAGAAAUUUACUAAGUUUCUCAUCUUCAAAAGUCUACAAGUUAUUGUUCAGUCAAGACUCGGAGAGAAAAUAAGAACGAAGUCAAAGCCAAUUUCUUCUGGAACUGACUGGUUCAAUCUUGCCAUAAAGGACAUACCUGAUGUUCAUUCUGAGGCUAAGCGAGCUUUGGCCAACCAACAGCCAAUCCUCGGACAAAAUGUGUGUGUUGAGAUAUCACUUAAGACAUCUGAAGGAGCAACCAUGGUGCUGGAAACGUGGUACAUAAGUCUUGACCCGGACCACUGUGACAACAACGUUAAGAUCUCCUACACGGUCUACAACAGGAUGGGUACUGCACUCAAGUCCUUGUUCACAGUUUCUCGAGUCACACCAGCAUAUAAGCUCUCCAGACGACAGGGUGUUUGUUCAGAUGAUUAUGUGAUUUGUUAUAGAAUCUAUGCAGGAGAUCCGCAGUUCUUUAUGCUGGGUGAUGGGUACCAGACUGCUAAAGUAGGAACUGUCCCAACACCACAGGGAACCAUAUCUAUACAGCUUGCUUAUAGAACUAAGUUGUUGAUUACACCACAGAAGACUUCCAAGGAAGUUGGCUUUGAAGUGAAAGAUGAUCAUUUUAAGAAAGACAAUAGUCCAAAACGACCAACAACCCCAAAACCGUGUUCUAUGGGAUAUAGAAGGGAGAGUGUUGUGGAUGAUUGUGGACAGGCGUAUGAUGACACACAAGACCUCUGCUCAACCACCUUUACUGCAAGUCCUACUGAUGGCUUCCUCUACAAUGCUAUGCAGACUGGCUCUUUGCCCCGUACAUACUCUCAACCAAUCAGGAUAGAUGGCAGACUGCCAAAUAGUCAAAAUGGGGAAGAGUUCAAACCUACUAGUGCUCCAGAGAAACAAGCAAGUUUUUCAAACUUCCACAAGGUGGGAGCAUUUGCUCAACCGAAGACCAAGGACUAUAAGAGUGAUGUUGAUGAGGUGCCCUUCCUUAACCUUCUUCAACCUGCACCACUGGCUAAGUUUGACAUUGAAGAUCUAAGCGGGGACAGCAAAUCCACAACACUCAAGAGUUCAUCUACUGCUGACCAGAUGGAUGGGAUGAGUAGGAGUGCGUCAAAGGAUAGCAGCAGUAGUCAGACAUCAGCGCCUGAUGACUUUGUCAUGGUAGAGUUGAAGACUCCCUUUGCUGGGGCUGAUCCAAACACAGAUUUGGGGAAGUUUUAUCGUGACUGUCAAGGUGCUCCGAUGUUGGAAUCCUUUAAUGAGGAGAAGAAUGUUACAGAUACACUCGAGAUGAUUUCAAGUCAGCUGGUGAUCUUUGAGACAGACAUGAAGGACUUUGAUGCAUUCAUGACUUCAAUCACAGAAAGCUCCCAUGAUGGGUUAUAAUGAAGAUUCCAGUGUUACAGAAAUAGUAUAUGAGAUAUAUGUGUACAGUUAUAUAGAUGGACCAUGGACUAUAGAUCCCCAUCAGCUAUAUGUUUGUAUGUAUAUAUUUACAGCUAUAUAGAUUGACCAUGGACUAUAGAUCCCCAUCAGCUACAUGUUUGUAUAUAUAUAUUUACAGCUAUAUAGAUUGACCAUGGACUAUAGAUCCCCAUCAGCUGUAUGUUUGUAUGUAUAUAUUUACAGCUAUAUAGAUUGACCAUGGACUAUAGAUCCCCAUCAACUAUAUGUUUGUAUGUAUAUAUUUACAGCUAUAUAGAUGGACCAUUGAGUGGUUGUUUGCUUAUGAUAUAAGCCUUUUUGCGAUCUUUUCUGAAAAAUUGAUAGAAUUAAAACACACCAAUAACAACAUUAUGAGAAAUAUUGCUGUUGUUGAUGUCUGAAGCAGAAACCAGUAAAAUGGUUUUGUUUAAACAAAUUUUGACUGAUAUUUCUUGACUCCUUUGUGUUUGUCUCUAAUUAGAGAGAUGUGUAUGUCUAUGUAAACUAUAUGUUGCCUUGUGUGCCUAUUGGAAUAAUGUCUGAUGUUAAUGUAUUUAUGGGAUAUUCCUAUCUAUUCUUGAAAUUCCAUGAAGUGAGAGGUAUUGUAAUAAAAUGCUCAUUUAAAAGUGAUCGUUUGAAAUAUCAAUUGAAACUGAUUCGAGUUCAUUGGUUUUCUAACUCUAAUGAUUAUUUUUAGCCCACAUAUGGCACAAACUGCUAGCAAGCUUACCGGUAUUGUGUGGCAAAGGAUCUGUUGUCAGUCAUGCGGCCAUCAAUUUUUAUCUUCUGGAAACCAAUAUUUGGUCAAAAGGUACCUGGGUUUAAAUACAGUAUAUUUUCCUCAUUUGAAUGCAUUGAUCUUUUUUCAAGGUUACCAGGAUAGCAUGUCAAAAACUAUAGGAAUCUUCUCAACUUUCAGAAGUCCUAGGGUACUGAUAUUUGACCAGUUGGUACCUGGGAUUGAGUGCUACAAAUUUUCCUCAUACAAAUGACCUUUACAUACAUGUAUUAAUUUUGAAGGUCACUGGUGUCAAGUUCCAGAAGACCCAGGGUACUUAUAUUUGACCAGUGGGUACCUGAUAUGGGUGCUAUAGAUUAUGUUCUCAGAAAAAAGAUUCGGUAAAAACAGACACCUUUUCCCACAGUUAAUGAAGUGUAAAUUUCUUUGUCAAAUUUUCAAGAUGAUCUGGCCUUUUAUCGAGAUGAUAUGAUAACAUACCAUACCAUAACAAGCUUUCCAAUGUCUGUGCAUGGUAUGGACAUAUAAACCUAUUUAACAUGUAUGCUAGGGAUCUGUAUAUUUCUCUAGUGAGUGAUAGCCUAUACAUAACUCCUAUACAUGUAUACUUUAGUCUGCAUGCUCUGUCCAAACUACUAAUAGUCUCCAAAUCAGACAGACAGCAAAAUGAAAUUAACCCAUUAGUAAGAAGAUUGUAACUCUCUAGUCAUUUACAUACAUUUUAUUGUUUGUUGGAACCACCAUGUGAUUGAAGUAUGUGACCCAAGUGGUUCAAAAAUAUAAUCUUGUGUGAAAUGUUUUCAGUUAGAUUUUGGACAGAAUAUGUUGGAAAGUUCUGUCUGACAUCAUGCCACUUUUAUGAAAAGAAACCAAUGGGAUUCAGAUGAAACUUGCCUGAAAUGAUACUGAGUUGAUGAUGAUGUAUUGUUAUUUUUUGUGUCAGUCCAAAAAUCCAAUAUGGGUACUAUAUUGAAAAAAAAAUAAAGUUUCUUCUCAAGUUCCACUGAUGCAUUUGAGGUCAAAGCGUCACCUGUGUUAAACAUCUUCUCAGGUUCCACCAGUUGAAAACUUUCAACUCUCCAAACAGUAUUGACCCCUUGAAAAUCCUCAUCCUAUGUCCUCUCAUUUAUCUUCCAUUUUCAUCUGUAUCUUAUGUUUGAUAACAUCACAUCUAACACUUAAAUGAAAGUUCGCACAUGUCUUCUUUUUCUUAUGUACAUUUAAAUUUCCGAAACAAUUUGAUAGAAAAGGAUGGUAAUGAUUCACAAAGAAGGAAAACAUCCACAGCUGUGAUAGAAAUACAUUUCAAAACUUGUCAUUUGAGUCACGUACCUCUAUAGGUUAAACCAGUUGUUAACAAAGACAAGAAUGUUACUAUUUUUAGAAGGGUAUUAUUUGUAAAUUUAUUGGCAAGAUUAAAGAAUCAAAUUAGUAAGACACAGUCAAUUAAAGUGAAACCAGUUCUCUAGAGUUGCCCUUAUGAUGUACACAUGUAAGCUGAAUGGUUAGGCAGAGUUUUGAAUGCAAUAAGAUUUUCUAGUGGGCAGACUUCAGACAAUUUUUCAACUUUUGCCUUUAAAUUUCCAAAUUUCAGUGGGUUCCUCUCAGAAUCAUGGUAAAGUUUUAGGUAAUAUCCUCCAACAGUUUCAUACAGGAUGAUACACCUUGUUUUUUCUGUAUAUGUACCACUAUGUGACACCAUAAGAUGUGUGUGUUACAGUUAUGGUACACACUUCGGGUAUAUGACUGUCACUCAAUUUUGUAUGUGUGUGACUGUGUGAUGAAUGUUUGCUCAUUGUGGACUGUAGCUUGAGUGUGAGAUUAAUCGACUCACAAGUGUUAGAAGAAAGCAUGUCUCAGUGUGAUGUGGCUAGAUCAGUGUGAGGUAUGUGACUCAAUGGGAUGUGUGUUUGUGACUUGAUAGGCUCUUGUGUUUAUGUCUCAGUGUAACAUGUGGUCUAGUUUAGUCUACAUUUUUAGGUCACCUUUUGGUGAUCAUUUGCAGUCGUUGUUCGUCCGUCAUGUAUUCACUUUUUCUUCUUAAUAUGAUAACUCAAGUAAAUAUGAGCAGAUUUUGAUCUUCAAUCAAUAAGAUGUUGGUUAAGAUCAGCAGUGGGACAGAUUUGAUGUAACUUACAAGAAGAUGUUGGUUAAGAUCAGCAGUGGGACAGAUUUGAUGUAACUUACAAGAGAUAUCAUGGCUCGCUCAUUUCAAAUGUGGUUGAGAGUAGUCAGGUGACUGUUUGAAGGCCCAUGUGCCUCGUAUUUGUGAUGGAGACAUCAUUUGUGAUAUUAUUUGUGAUAUCUAUGACUUAUCCAUAUAUAUGAUAUAGCUGAAGUUAACAAAAUGGAAUUUAUACACUGUGUACAUUUCAUAUCUAUGUUCAUAUAAAUGAAGCAGAAUAUUUGACAUUGCACACUUACAUGUUAUUUUGAGCACUAAGGAGCCAUUUUAUGUAUUAAUUAAGAUAAAAUGACUUAAAAAUGACAUGGAAAAGUUUUGUUUUAAUUGCGAAAGGAUUGUGUAAUUAAAAAAAAAUCUUAAAUCUGUUUCCAUUUAAUAUGUAAUCAUAUUAAUCAUAUAUGUAUUUCCAUUAUGGCCUGCAAUUAUCUCAGUAUAUGGACUGUAUUGGCAGGAGUUCGAUACAUUCUAAAUCUUAAAAGAUAUGUCAUCAUUUUGACACCAUGUUAACAUUGAUGUACUGGUACAUGACCAAUGCUUUGCACAUUCAUUCAGAUAAGAUACAUUUUAGCUUUACAUGUCAGGAAGCUGGACCAGUUGAUAAACAUACACAGACAAACUUGAUGAAGUAGACAUGAUGAUAUUUUACAUUGCAAUUGUGAUAUAUACAGAUGAAUCAUCACAUUAUUCUAUUUACAUUCAUGUAGUAAAUAAAAUCUGAUGACAAUUCAAUGUCUAAAUGAAGUAGAAACUCACAAAUACAUGUAUGACUUUUGUUACAGGUUAAUACAAAGGUACUGUACCCGACAUCUAACAACAGCUGGCUUCUGUUCUGAUGAUAGACAUUUGUAUCUUACAGAUUGUUAGUGAUAAAAUGAAAUUAGUUGCUGAUGUAAUGAAUGUAGCACUGAUGUACACACACACCUUGUAAUUACUCUUCUAUUCUCUGAUAUGUAAAUGCUUUAGAAUGCUUGAUUGAAUGUGUAAUAAAGAUGAACAAGAAUGACUAUCAGAA